Aplysia californica (California sea hare) is the source of this 402-nucleotide messenger RNA. RefSeq lists its product as uncharacterized. Lineage: Eukaryota; Metazoa; Mollusca; Gastropoda; Aplysiida; Aplysiidae. The record is from RefSeq and is a predicted model, not a curated record.
GUGUGGGUGCACUGGUAGACAAAAACGACUUUGAGAUUGGAUCGCCUCUAACCAUCAGCUGUUCUGUGAAGACGGUGCCUCAGAUACCGGACUUGGGGAACACCAUAAGCAAGAUCACAUUGGACAGGACGGCCGGGGGCAAAGAGCAGCUGCUGGCCACCUAUCAUCCUACUAAUCCUUUCCAGAAAUACAAGGAAGUGACAUCUAUCUCCGGUGGGGUUUAUGAAAUGACAGGUGGUCAAGACGGUAAUAUUGUUAGCAAUGCAAACAGCAUCGUCCUCAAACUGACCAUUGAUCCUGCACAGGCCGGGGACGCUGCUAUGUACAAGUGUACUUUUUAUUACUAUGACACUGACUAUAAUGAGGAGGUCGUAGCGUUUACGGACAAUGCUACUGCGGUUG